GAUGGUGUAUUAUUUGGCAGGAAGUUCCAGUGUCACGACCGCUAAACGAACCAUAAAAUGGCAACGAAGAGCAGGAAUAUUCGCGGCGGCGGCGACCUCCUCACAUCCGCUCUGAGUUUGGACGAACAACAAUUAAAGAAUGUGAAAGCAGCCAUCAUCAGAUGCAACGCUCAAGUGAAAGCUGCCACAGAAAAGUACCAGAAGAUCACUGAAGAACUUGAAGCGAAGAGUCAGACGUUGUCCGCCAAGAAGCUGCUGUGGCACUUGUUGAAGAAAUGUGACCAGCAGAUUGCCAAGCAAUGCGAGGAGCUCCUCAGUGAGAAGGCUCGCCUCCAAGAACGCCUGGCCAGGAUGAAGGCGGCCUUUAAAGACGAGGAGCAAGAAUUCUUGCGGGAGAUCUCCACCUUCAACAGUGAAUUUAGUCUCUGCGGGAGCACAGAGGCGACCCGUCACCCGCACGCCGAGGUCCUCGGCCUGGACGUGGAGGUGGUGGACGCUUUGCACAAAGACUCCGCAAUGGAGGAGAUGAUCCGGAGGAACCGUCACAUGGCCGACUUGCAAAGGCAGAAGAGGAGCGUCCGGCUGGAACUGCAGGCUCUCAAAAGCAUCCGCGCGGAUUUGGAGCAGCAGCUGAGCGAGGCCAAAGAAAUGACGGCCACUCUGCAGGCCCGCAACCGAGCCGCCGCUCAGAAAGCAUUCACGGAUGACGCCGUCGUCACGAUGAGGAAGGAGUUGGAGAUGCACCAAGAAGGAGAUAUGGAGCUCCUGCUGGAGACCCUAAGGAUGGAAGUCCAACACCUCCAGAGCAAGGUGGACAACUGCAAGGGUAGGCAGCAGCCUUAGAAGCGGCACGUUCUCGUUCUUGUGGGUGGAAGAUAAUUAAGAGACAGGCUGACGCGUUCUGGGAAAACUAUUGAGUGGCAAACCCUUCCCCCAUGUUUUGUGUUGCUAAUGUUUGCCUAAUGUGAGUGUUAAGAGCCUUUCGUCAUUGUUUGCCUCCUGAAAUGAACUAAGAUGGAAAAUA
Molecule: messenger RNA, 1024 nt
Organism: Hippocampus zosterae (dwarf seahorse)
Lineage: Eukaryota; Metazoa; Chordata; Actinopteri; Syngnathiformes; Syngnathidae
Product: coiled-coil domain-containing protein 172-like
Exons: 9
Coding region: 58-843 (261 amino acids)
Cellular component (GO): cytoplasm
Source: RefSeq, a predicted model, not a curated record